GUUUUAACACUUCAACCACGAUGGACUUUGACGAUGGCAAAGAUGACAUACCCACUUUUUACGCGGGUAAAGAUGUUUUCAUCACGGGCGCGUCGGGUUUUAUGGGCAAAGUCUUGAUUGAAAAGUUGCUAAGGUCGUGCCCGGAAAUUGGGAAUCUCUAUUUGCUGUUGAGGCCCAAAAAGGGUAAAAGUCUGGAAGAGAGGAUUAAACAACUCACGGAUGUUGGGCUGUUCGACAGUUUGAAGGAGAGCAACAUUGGAGCCUUGUCGAAGAUCAAGCCCAUCGAUGGGGACGUGUCUAAACUCAACCUAGGCAUCAGUGAAGCUGACACCAACACACUGAUAGAAAAUGUGAGCGUGAUCUUCCACGCAGCUGCUUCGGUGCGUUUCGACGACCCCCUUCAAGAUGCCAUCCUCCUGAACACCCGUGGCACGAGGGAAAUAGUUCUGCUGGCCAAAAAAAUGAAAAAGCUGCGUUCCUUCAUCCACGUGUCUACCACUUACUGCAACACGGACAGGAAAGUGAUCGGAGAGGAGAUCUAUCCACCGCACGCUGACUGGCAACAAUCCAUCGAGCUGGCAGAGAACUACGACCGUCAUGUCUUGGACGUGUUGACCGCCAAGUACACCGGAACCUUACCCAACACUUACACCUUCACAAAAUCGAUGGCGGAGCACGUCAUCAAGGACUUAUGUGAUGGGCAACUGCCCGUUUCCAUCAUCAGGCCUUCCAUUGUGAUCUCCUCGGUUAAGGAGCCGUUCCCUGGUUGGAUCGACAACUUUAACGGCCCCGUCGGUCUGUUGGUGGCGGCGGGUAAGGGCGUCAUGAGGUCUAUUUACACGAACCCAAACGUUAGAGCCGACUAUGUACCCGUCGAUUUAGCCAUUAAGGCCAUCAUUUUAACUGCUUGGGCUAAAGGAGUGCAAUCGGAGGAGGAGCGUUUGAAACUGAACAUUUUCAACUGCAGCAAUAACAGAGUGCAAGCGGUCACCAGUAGGGAGUUGGUGCAAAUUGGAAGGAGAUUAUGUUGGGAGUAUCCUUUGGAAAACAUGCUGUGGUACCCUAACGGCAACUGGAUCACCACCAAUUACUACGUUCACUUCAUUAAAAUGAUCUUCUACCAUUUGAUACCAGCCUUGUUCGUUGAUGGCCUUUUAAAACUCACUAAUCACAAACCAAUGUUGGUGAAAGUUCACAGACGCAUCUUCAUCGCUAAUAUGGCUUUGGAGUUCUUUAUUAUGCAGGAAUGGACGUUUAUUAACGAGAAUAUUUUAGAAUUGGAGACGAAGAUACCGGAACAAAACAGGGAAGAGUUCGCGUACGACAAAUAUUCACCUUUGACGAUCCCGUACGUGUUUUUCAAAAACGGAAUUAUUGGCGCUAAAAAGUACCUUCUGAAGGAAAAUAGUAACUUGGAAAGCGACAGAAGAGCUGCCACAAGAUUAUGGAUUGUUUCUAUUAUUUUCAACGCCUUAUGGUACUAUACAGUGUUUUGGUUCUUGUAUUAUAAAAUGGACAUUCUAGGAAUUAUUUUAAACCGCCUGUAUGAUGCAAAAGUAUAUUUUACAACACCUUGAAAUAAAACUAUUUAUUUUUUA
Messenger RNA from Aethina tumida (small hive beetle), 1598 nucleotides. RefSeq names its product putative fatty acyl-CoA reductase CG5065. Gene Ontology annotation, molecular function: alcohol-forming very long-chain fatty acyl-CoA reductase (NADP+) activity. The record is from RefSeq and is a predicted model, not a curated record. Bases 21 to 1577 code for a protein of 518 amino acids. Gene Ontology annotation, cellular component: peroxisome. Gene Ontology annotation, biological process: long-chain fatty-acyl-CoA metabolic process. The transcript is spliced from 6 exons. Lineage: Eukaryota; Metazoa; Arthropoda; Insecta; Coleoptera; Nitidulidae.